This is a messenger RNA of Bombyx mandarina (wild silkworm), 720 nucleotides long. It is a transcript of the gene NGR-A9, whose product is annotated as neuropeptide receptor A9. NCBI's taxonomy places the organism in Eukaryota, Metazoa, Arthropoda, Insecta, Lepidoptera, Bombycidae. Gene Ontology annotation, molecular function: neuropeptide receptor activity. Gene Ontology annotation, cellular component: plasma membrane. The record is from RefSeq and is a predicted model, not a curated record. Gene Ontology annotation, biological process: neuropeptide signaling pathway.
CGCAAGAAGCACACAGCCAUAUUGCAUGCAUGCCGUCGACCACGAAUUCAGGCAUUUCGUAAGGUCUACCCACAUUGACAAGAGCAUCGAAGCUAAAAGAAAGGUAAUAAGGAUGCUGUUUGUAAUAAUACUGGAGUUCUUCGUGUGCUGGACACCGUUACACGUUAUUAAUACGAUUUACCUAUUCUACCCAGACCAGUUGUACGAGCACAUAGGUUCAAAGGGAAUUAUUUGCUCACAGCUCCUCGCCUAUUGUUCGUCUUGCUGUAAUCCUAUCACAUACUGUUUUAUGAAUAGAAAGUUUAGGCAAGCCUUUAUAAGCUUAUCGAAAAGCUGCGGGAUCUUUGGGUUGUGUUGUCGUGAAAAAUCGGAGAGCGGAAAGCAGGCUGCUCCACCACCAGUCAGCUCCAGCCAAGAGGUCACCGCUUGUGUCAUAAGAGGCAGCCAGACUGGACGCACUGAGCUGGACGGACUGGAGGGGGAGGAUUGUGUUUAGCAGCGGCUCACACAGCACUGUUUUGGGAAGCGGCGUCCAUCCCGCGCUGCCGGCGCCCAUCGUAUCAAGACCCAUUACACAGGUCAUAGAAACAGGCGAAGAAGGGAGCCAGUUCCUAUACCGGAUAACAUGGUCGCGAGCCGGGCAACCCAAAACAGGGCCCACACUUCCACUUUAUGAGUAAAAAAUAUUGGUUGUCUGUAAAGUCGGUUUACUGACGAUAG